This is a messenger RNA of Ipomoea triloba (trilobed morning glory), 1966 nucleotides long. RefSeq names its product myosin-binding protein 7-like. The transcript has 3 exons. The record is from RefSeq and is a predicted model, not a curated record. Bases 283 to 1767 code for a protein of 494 amino acids. NCBI's taxonomy places the organism in Eukaryota, Viridiplantae, Streptophyta, Magnoliopsida, Solanales, Convolvulaceae.
AAAAAAAAAAAAAAAAAGUAAAAAAAAAAAAAAAAAGCGGUUCGGCGACUCUCGUUUUCAGGGAUAUUGUUGUGUAUAUUGCGUGUCUUCGUUGUGGAAAAGGGAGAUUUGACGUGUUAGUGGCGACGUAGGCGUGAGAUAUGUGUUGCGGUUGUGAUUGAAGAGGGAGGGAUCGAAGCUUGAUUGUAUAGGUUUUGUUGUUUUUUUGAUUGCGUUUUUGUUUUUAUUUUUGUUGAGCGAUCGAUUGAUUUGAUCGAGGCCGGAUGUGGCAUUAAUAAGACUAUGGCAUAUGAGAAUAUGCCGCUGUCGGCUAGCAUGGCGCAAUGUUGCGAUUGCGAGUGCAGCUGUACGGUGAUGGAUAGAUCCAUUUCCGGGAAGUGGCUCCGCUCUGUUAAGCGAAAGUAUGAUGAAUAUGAGGAUUCUGUGUUUUCUGUCCCGGGGUUAGUCAUGCCUCUGACGGCUCGGAUUGAGAUCGGUAACGAAUGUGCUGCUCUGCGUGAAAUGGUGAGCGGCCAGCAGAAGAGCAUUCAGGAUUUGAGUAUGGAGUUGGAUGCGGAGAGGAGUGCUUCAUCCUCUGCAGCCAAUGAGACCAUGCAAAUGAUCCUGAGGUUGGAAAGAGAAAAGGCCGAGAUUCAUAUGGAAUUCACGCAAUUCAAGAGAUUUAUUGAGGAGAAAUCGGCUCACGAUCAGCAAGAGGUGUUGUCCUUGGAGGAUCUGUUGUAUAAGAGGGACCAAGCGAUUCAAGCUUUGACAUGUGAGGUGCAAAUGUACAAGCACAGGAUGAUGAGUUUGGGGUUCACCGAGUCUGAGGUGGAGGUUGAGCUUGAGAAAGAGAGGGGUCGUUUGAGCUCGAAUAAUAGCUUCUCUGAGAAUUCAAAUGGACAAUCUGAUGUCCCUCAAUAUGAAUAUCCCCCACUAAAAUGCUUGAACGAGAAUCAAAUUUACCUUUUGGCUGAUAAGGAGGAUGUGGAUGUUGAGAAAUAUGCAUUUGGGGAGACCCCACGCACGCAUGACCAUUUCCUGGAUUUGGACAAUAGGAUCAACCAAUUGGAAAAAAGUCCUAAGAUCAGCCAGUUGGAAAGGAGCCCUAGGAUCAGUCAUCCUGAUGGUGAUUUCUAUAAGAACAAUGCGCUUGAAAAGGUGAUAGUUGGUCAUUCUCCAAGGCGACCAAUGCAUUUGAGGAAGUUUUCAACUGAUAGUGCAGGAUCUUUAAUUAUAACAAAUAAAGAAAUGAGUUAUGAUUUCGUAACAGAGUCUCCAAAGUUCGGUGGAAGUUUUAAGAAAGAAGGUUCUCUGAAAGACGAGCUUUCAAACUUGAGGAAAAUGGAUAACGCAUCAGAAGUUGAAGAUUGCAUGAGUGACAGAGUUUAUACAAUCGAUCCCAUUCAUCUAGGGGCACCUUAUAAUGGUAUGACAGAUCGUAAGGCAUCUGUUGGAAUCUGUGAGGAUUAUAUGACAACCCCACGGGAUUCAUUGAUUUAUACAAACACAGAAGACGUUGAUAUCAAGAAGCUGUAUGCAAGGCUUCAUGCGCUCGAGGCUGAUAGGGAGUCGAUGAGGCAGGCAUUAAUUUCGAUGAGCACUGAUAAAUCACAACUGGUAUUGCUGAAAGAGAUUGCCCAACAGUUGGCGAAAGACAUGUCACAACCAGAGAGGACAAUUGUGAGGAAGAAACGAUCCACCACUGGCAGCUUUUCAGUUGUGUCAAUAUUCAAGUGGAUGAUUUCCUUUGUGUCAUGGAGAAAGAAAUCACGCCGAUGCAAGUGAGUCAAUAACUUAUCCAUCUUGAUUUCAUAAUUUAUUGAUGGCUGAUUUUGUUUCUUUAAGCUGAACUUGUUUCAAACAUGCUUUUGGCUGCAUAUCUGUGUAUUAUAAAUUUGGAGUUCUAUCCUUGUCUCUACCUUUCUGUCCCCCAUCAAAGUACUAGCACCAUCUUGUCUUUAGAUGUACCAUAAACAUGACACUA